AGCAAACAGUUUGGUGAUAAAAGCUAUGGUGACUUCCUUAUCUUCUCCCGGCGUCGCCUUUUCUUCUCCGGCGUUAUCUUCGUCGUCCAAUAGAUUUCUCUUUCGUAACCAGAACGCUAGUCCUAGUCUUCUGUCUCUUCCAGCUCAUCGUCCUUCUCGCUCUGUACUUGUGUGUGCUCGUGGGAAGAACCGAAAGGGAUUCACCUCUUCUUCUUCUUCGUCUCCAAAGAAGAACAAAAAGAAGGGUUUUGGGGGAGGUGAGGAGCAGGAGGAGGAUGAUCCAUUUGAGGCACUGUUUAAUCUACUUGAAGAAGAUUUGAACAAUGAUAAAUCUUCUUUAGAUGAUGAGGAGAUAAGUGAAGAAGACUUAGAUAGACUAGCAGCAGAGUUAGCUGAAGUUUUGGGUGGUGGUGACGAUGUUGAUGGCAUUGACUUGUUUGGUUCGGAAACUAGUGAUGUUGUUGAUGAUGAAGAGGAUGAUGGGAAUGAUGAUGGUGAUAUCGAGGAAGAUGAUGAUGAUGAAGAAGAAGAUGAAAGACCGGCGAAGCUCAAGAAUUGGCAGCUUAGGAGAUUGGCUUAUGCGUUGAAAGCUGGGAAACGUAAGACUAGUAUAAAGAAUCUGGCAGCUGAGCUGUGUCUUGACAGGGCUUAUGUUCUUGAACUGCUACGUGACCCGCCUCCAAAGCUGCUAAUGCUGAGUGCUACAUUGCCAGAUGAGAAACCGCCUGUACCAGCACCUGAAAACUCAUCACCACCUGAUCCAAAUCCUCUGGAACCAUCAUCAGCUGAAGAAGAUGCUGUAGAGGUUGAGCCUGAGGGGAAAGUAAAAGAAGAAGCAGUCCAUGUGAUGCAACAGAGAUGGUCUGCUCAGAAGAGAGUGAAGAAAGCUCACAUUGAGACACUAGAAAAAGUGUACAGAAGAUCAAAACGUCCCACUAAUGCUGUGGUUAGCAGCAUUGUUCAAGUGACCAAUCUACCAAGGAGGCGGGUUUUGAAGUGGUUUGAAGAUAGAAGAGCAGAAGAUGGAGUUCCAGAGAAGCGUGCUCCUUAUCAAGCUCCGGUUUAAUUUGAUGUUAUUGAGCUUCCGGUUCGGUUUGGUUUGUUUCCUUUUUCAAAUUAAAUAAAUGUUAUUUGAAAUAGAGUGGAUUAAUAUUUAUUUUUAUUUAAUUCACAG
This is a messenger RNA of Eruca vesicaria subsp. sativa (arugula), 1174 nucleotides long. The record is from the annotation of a GenBank genome assembly. Lineage: Eukaryota; Viridiplantae; Streptophyta; Magnoliopsida; Brassicales; Brassicaceae.